CUUGCAUGCUACCCACCAAUAUAAGUAAACAAUAAACUAUAAACAAUGUAUUAAAUAGUAGAAAAAAAUUGUCUAAUCGAUUAAUCGAAGAAACAAUUCUGAAAAAUGCCUUAUUGUUGCGUUUCAAAUUGUUAUAACAAGACGGAAAAAGGCUCCCGAUUGUUUGCUUUGCCACAAGGAAAACGAAAUGAAGAAAGAAGAAAACAGUGGUUAAAAUGCAUAUACAGAGAUGAUUUACCCCUAAACGCAUUUGUUUGUGAGGAUCAUUUUACUGAUGAUCAAUUCGAGAAUCACAAAGUCAACAAUGCUAGACUUCUAAAAGUUACCGCAGUACCCACAAUAUUUUUUUCUACCAAAGAAGCAGCUAGACGAUUGACUUUAAAAAAAGAGUCGUCGACAGAUUCUGUCAAGAAAAAAAAUAAAGAUAUAGUUGUCAUGUGUCGAACAUGUCUGAUGUAUAAGAAAAAAGAAUCAUCUUCAAUAUUGACAAUGCUCGUUGGCGGUAAAACAGUGAAGGAAAUGGUGUUGCGGCUCAUACCUCAAAUUGCUCAAACUAUUACUGAUGAUAUGUACGUUUGUAACAAAUGUGUGAGGUGCUUAUGUAAAUGUAUCGAGUUCAUUGAUAAUUGCCUCGAGUUAGAAACAAAAAUACUAGAUGGUCAAAUAGUUUAUGAUCUUGAAGAGUUAGAGCAAACCGAAGACGAGGACACCGAUUCAGAUUGUAAACAAAAAACAUCACCACCAAAUUCUGUGAAACAAUUGGAGAUCGGAGAAUCCACAGAAGAAAAUAUUGUAGGGAAGAGCUGUGCACCAAAAAUGGAUUCAUCCGAAGUAUCCAGAGAAAAUAAUCCAGAUCAACUUCCACCAAAUUUACAAAAGAUAUCAGAGAAUAGCCAUCCAUUACGGACCGGAAAAUCCACAGGAAAAUAUAUUGUAGGGAAGAGCUAUCUAUUAAAAAUGGACCCAUCCAAAGAAUCUAUGGAAAAUAAUGCAGAUCAAAUUCCACCAAAUUUACAAAAUAUAUCGGAUAAAAACCAUCCAUUACAGAUCGGAGAAUGCACAAGAAAAAAUAUUGUAGGGAAGAGCUGUCUAUUAAAAAUGGAUCCAUCUGAAGAAUCCAUGAAAAAUAAUGCAGACCAAAUUUCACCAAAUUCACAAAAUAUAUCGGAGAAAAGCCAUCCACUACCAAAGGCUGAAUCAGAAAGUUCCAUGGAAAAUAAGCAUGACGAACAAAUUCCACCAACUUCUGCAAUUGAAACACAGGUAAAAUGUAAUCUAUCAAAAAUUGAUUCAUCCGAUAAAACCACAGAAGAUAAAAACAUUGAUAUCAUUCCAACAACUCCUGUGAAGAAAAUGAAAAUAAACGUUAUAUUGAAGACAAAAGUACCUACAAAUUCAACAAGAGAAGAAAAUGCAUCCAGGCAUCCAAAGAAUAAUCAGGACACAAUUUUAAAUGAAAAUCAUGAAGAAAAACAAGUUAACAGGAAGAAGUUGAGCAAAAAACCAGCAGAAGACACUCCAGACAUUGACGUUACAAAAACACCAAGGGCAGUAAGAAGUAGUACCCGAAACAGGACACAAAGAAAACUUGACGACUGUGCAAAAGAUGAAGAAAUUGAUGCUUAUCUAAUAGAAAAUUUCGACGGGGAAAAAGCAGAUGAUUUGGAAACGGCAACACCAAAAAGGGGUAGGAAACGAAAAGACGUUGACGUUGAUUACAAAGUGGAACCAAUAGAAGAAACAGGCGCGGCAGAUGAAUCUCGGAAGCCAAUUAAACAAAAGAAACUCACUAGCAAACAUACCGUAGAAGUGUCACAUAAAAGGGAUACAUCUCCAGAACUACAAGUACUCUAUAACCCUUCAAAAGGGACUAUUCGAACUUAUGAAAGAAAAAAGAAAAGUGUAGAGACGGAAAUAAAGAGUCCAGUGGAAGGAGAUUCAGAAUCGUCAACUGCAGUAAUAGUCAUUGUGUCGCAACAAAAUACUGAUGAAAUAAUUUCAGAUGAAUCACAAAAUCAAAUCCCCAAACAGAGUCAUUCAUUGGAGGAUGAAAAAAUAAUUGCUGGUGCUGCUUCAGAGGAAUCAAAUGAAAUGUCCAAAUCCAACAGAAGUUGUCAAGACAUUGAACAUAAUUCAGAAGUUCAGCCUCUGCGUCCAUUGCAAACUUAUGGAAGAAAAAAGGGGACAAUAAAUAAUACCAAUAUAGAAAAAAUGAGUCAGAGUGAACCAGCGAUACAACAAAUAGAGAAAGAAAAUAGUUCGGUGAUCGGUAUUGAAGAUAAACCUAAGAUUAUUAAUUCACUAAUUGUAUUACAAUCGAAUGAAUCUGGUUUAGAGGAAAACAACAAAACUGGAGUCUCAUCAGACCAUGAAGAUAACUACCUGGUUGAAUUUUCAGAUGAAAUUGAAGCACUGAAUAUUUCAAUUAUCCCUAAAAUCAAAAAAUUGGACAUCUUAUCAGAAAGCGAAGGCGAUAGGCUUUCAUCAUCGACCGUUGAUGAAACUCCAAAUGAAGACCGGAAAUAUAUAUUAUGUCCUGAAUGUCAGAUCUGCUAUAGGUCGAAGAAAGGCAUUAAAGAUCAUAUGCAUCAUGUGCAUAGCAUCUUAUAUCCUUCAAAUUACGAUUAUUCUUGCGACAAGUGUAAAAGGGGGUUCGAGGGAUUGAAAGAAUUGGUGGAGCAUAGAAACUCCCACGGAGUUCCUUGUAACCUAUGUAGAGAAAUUUUUCCAUCGGCCGAAGAAAUGAAUCUGCACAAAAAUCCCCAUCCAGCGCCAUACUCUUGUAUAGUAUGUUGCAGAGGGUUUGAAAGAGAACAGGAGCUCACAGUUCACACGUCCAUGCAUGAACUUAUGGUCGAACUUUCUAAAAAAACUGAAUUACCACCUAAACGUUUACCUUGCAAGUUGUGCGAAUUGAAGUUCCGAUUCAAGGGGGGCCUGGAGGAGCACGUAAAUCUUGUUCACUUGAAGAAAAAGGACCAUAAGUGCCACGAGUGUGCAAAAACAUUUGGAUCGAAGUGUUUGUUGAAUAUGCAUUUCAGGGUUCGACACUUGGAUGACCAGCCAUUCAAAUGCCAUUGUGGAAUGGCCUUUAAAAGAAAGGACUACCUGAAAAGGCACAAAGAAAAAAAACAUAAGCAAGUUACCAAUACCAGAAUAAAAACGGGUGUGUUCUUUUGCGACUUUUGUGACUUUAAAAUUGAUGAUAGAGUCAACUUCCAGAAACAUUUGAAAACACACGCGAAUUUACGUAAAUUCAAGUGCAGUUUUUGUGGACUUGGAUUUGAGCGUCUAAGGACUAAGUUUUGCCAUGAGAAGUCACACAUUGCCAAUCCUGAAAAAAAGUUCAUCUGCCAAAUUUGUUGGGGGAAAUAUAUUACACAAAACGACUUGGACAUGCAUAUGUUGUGCCAUAACAGAACUGAACGAUUUAAAUGUGCCCUCUGUCCACUUUCUUUCAUACGAAAAAUGCUUCUAGAAAAUCAUAUUCUGGAUACACACACCGAAGAAGAGGAAAAAAAGUGAUACGCUGUAUAGGAGAGAAGUAUUUAUAGUCGUAGGUUAUAAGUAAGGAAUACAAUAAUUAUUAGUGAUUUAGAUAGAGCGCAAAACUUCAUUUUCGGAAAUUGUUCCAUACAGGGACAAUCCACUGUGUAUCUUAUUGUUUACAAGUUGAAUAAAGUAUGCAAACAUAUU
Molecule: messenger RNA, 3696 nt
Organism: Phaedon cochleariae (mustard beetle)
Lineage: Eukaryota; Metazoa; Arthropoda; Insecta; Coleoptera; Chrysomelidae
Source: the annotation of a GenBank genome assembly